Messenger RNA from Notechis scutatus (mainland tiger snake), 2256 nucleotides. The record is from RefSeq and is a predicted model, not a curated record. NCBI's taxonomy places the organism in Eukaryota, Metazoa, Chordata, Lepidosauria, Squamata, Elapidae.
AUGCCAGUGGCUUUAGGGCAUCUCCUUCUACUUGUACUUGGAACAGUCUAUCUCCAAAAAACAAGCUGUCCAUCAAUGGCUCUCCAACAAGAUUCAAGAUGUGGGCAUAAAGUCCUUGGAAGCGAUUCGUGGGCCUUUUAUAAUCACUUUGCUCGGAUUGUUGGUGGAAGCCAAGUACAACAAGGAUCACAUCCAUGGCAGGUUUCCUUGAAAAGAAGUAAUCAUCAUUUCUGUGGAGGAACUCUUGUUUCCACUCAGUGGGUAAUCACAGCAGCUCACUGUGUUGUAAGCAGAUCACUGCUGCAUUUGCUGACCGUCACUGCUGGAGAACAUGAUUUGAGUCUAAAAGAUGAGGAAGAGCAGACGCUCCAUGUCAAAUACAUAAUUAAGCACCCCAAAUUUAAUAGGAGGAAACCAAUGGAUUAUGAUAUUGCUCUUCUAAAAAUGGAUGGUCACUUCCAAUAUGGUACAGCAGUAUGGCCAGUAUGUCUUCCUGGCCCGCAUGAAAAAUUUGAUCCAGGAUAUGUAUGUGUCACUUGUGGUUGGGGUCGUUUAAGAGAAAAUGGGAUUCUCCCUGACAUCCUGCAUGAAGUCAGAUUGCCUAUCUUAGACCAGACACAAUGUUCUGGAAUCUUGUCAACUCUAAGGAGGCCUAUUCAAAGUCACACUAUAAUGUGUGCUGGAUUUCCAGAUGGAGGAAAAGAUGCUUGCCAGGGGGAUUCUGGAGGUUCACUUGUGUGCCAACGUGAACAUGGCCCUUGGACCCUGAUUGGAGUGACUUCAUGGGGCAUAGGAUGUGCUCGAAGCUGGAUUCAUAAUCUGCAAAAGAAGUAUGCGAAAAGAGGAACUCCAGGAGUCUUUACGGAUCUGACCAAGGUGCUCCCUUGGAUUCAGCAGCAUAUAGAUACCGAUGUCAAAAUGAAGAGUUCUGUAGCAUCGUGUAACAUUCAAGAUGGUGCACUUUCUGGCAGUGAAGGAAAAUUGGUUUUUCCUGAAUUCCCAAAGCCUUUUUAUCAGGAUAAUCAGCUCUGCAUUUGGACUUUAUCUGUUCCAGAAGGGAGGCAUAUAGUGUUGAAUUUUUCUCACUUUGAUGUGGAGCCAGAUGCAUUCUGUGACUAUGAUUCUUUGUCAGUGAUUUCUAUGGAUGAUCGACUCAUUGGGAAAUUGUGUGGAAUGAACCUACCACUGCCUAUUUUGAUUGGUUCAAACAGCGUAAGAUUGAAAUUUGUCUCAGAUAACAAGGAAGAAGGAACUGGAUUUAGCAUGACAUACCAAGCUAUAAAACCAGCUAGUUCUCUAGAUUCUGGUUGUGAAUCUCUAGCAGUUCUCUUUGAAGAAGGAACAGUGCAAAGCAUGCAUUAUCCAGAAGCAUAUAAUAACCUAGCAGAAUGCCAAUGGAUUGUUCAUGCUCCAGAGAACCAUGUUGUUAAGCUCGCAUAUGAACACUUUGAACUGGAAGAAAAUGAAGACUGUAUUUAUGACUCAGUGACAGUCUAUGAAAAUGUGGCAAAGGAGAAAGAAAUAGCUCGAUCGUGUGGAUUUGCUGUCCCAGCACCAGUUCUGAGUUCCUCUAACACAAUGCUUAUCCACUUUCAUUCUGAUGAAACAGAGACCUACAGUGGGUUCAAAGCUGUAUUUUUCUUCAUUGAUGUUGCAGGUAAAGAAAUUAAAAGAUUGGUGAAGCAGUACAUCGCACAUCCAGAUUUUAACACCAGUACUCUGGAUUCAGACAUUGCUCUAGUGGAACUUACCGAGCCUUUAGAAUUCAAUCACUAUGUUCAUCCAGUGUGCCUCCCGGAGCAAGACGAGAAGAUUGAACCUUCAAGGAUUUGUGUCAUUACAGGAUGGGGCAAUCAGUAUGAAGAUAGAGCACAGUCAAGUAAACUGCAUCAACUCAGAGUUCCUAUUUUGGUUUCUGAAGAAUGUCAGAAAUACUUUGUGAACCAUCCUGGUGUGGUCAAUGAAAGGAUGUUCUGUGCUGGAUUUCCUGCAGAAGGGGGAAAGGAUGGAUGUACAGGUGAUUCCGGAGGUCCACUGGUUUGUCCUACAAAAGACUCAAGCUACUACACCCUUAAUGGAAUAAUUAGCUGGGGCUUUGGUUGUGGAAGAAAAGGCUAUCCAGGAGUCUAUACAAAUGUUGCUGCUUUUGCUGAUUGGAUCAGUCAAUACAUAUAUGGAAAAAAUAAUUCAUCAAGUAUGGUAUGAAGACCUUUGGAGAAGACAACUAAAUAAAGGCACAAUUCUGAAGAGCAUUCC